Messenger RNA from Penicillium griseofulvum, 1446 nucleotides. Its product is annotated as fungal specific transcription factor domain-containing protein. The transcript is spliced from 2 exons. Gene Ontology annotation, molecular function: DNA binding; zinc ion binding. The record is from RefSeq and is a predicted model, not a curated record. Gene Ontology annotation, biological process: DNA-templated transcription. Bases 1 to 1446 code for a protein of 481 amino acids. Gene Ontology annotation, cellular component: nucleus. Lineage: Eukaryota; Fungi; Ascomycota; Eurotiomycetes; Eurotiales; Aspergillaceae.
AUGGGUCUUUCAUUUCUCCAGGGUACAUUUCUUAUGGCCCAGGUAGAUUUUGCUGAUGGAAAAUCCCAUCGAGCGUAUGCGUCCGUUGCUCUUGGAUUGCGUGCUAUUCAAUCCGUAGGGUUGAACAAACAAAGUGACUCGUAUCUCUCGAGUGACAUAGAGAUCGAAAAUAGGAAACGAAUUACUUGGGCAUUUUUUAUGCUCGAUCGCACUUAUAGUGCGUCCAGAAACUACUCACUCUCCCUCUCGGACAAGCAGUUCACACUUCCGUUUCCUUUCCCAGAGACGGAUGCGCUGUCCAGUGAUAAUGGGACACUAGCCUGCGGAUCUUUGCAUGACGGUCCUGGAAGACAAGGGCAAAAGGUUGAUCAUGGGAUUCUGGCAUGUCUCCUGAGGCUGUACUCAUUAUGGGGAAAAGCCACAGAGUAUGUCUUUGAACCCGUUUCCGAGAACUCGCUACCUCCAUGGCAAACGGGAUCCGCUCUUGCGAUACUUGAAUCAGAAUGGUUGCAAUUUGAAACACAUUUCGCGGACGCGCAUCGAUAUAUUAACGUUGAUUUCAAACGCCGCGCCCGAGAAGAUCCACAAUCGCGUACAUACCUCUCGACCUGGGUGUGUGUUCAAUUUCUUUUUCAUUCAAUCCAGUGCAUAUUGCACCACCCGUUCGUGAUCAUGACCAAGCUUCGGAACUUUAACGGGAAUCUGUCGGCAACAUUUCUGCAAAAGUCGUUUGAGACCUCGCUGCUGCACUCUCGAUGGAUAGUCCGGUUCAUAAAGGAAAUGUCAGAGGUUGACUUUGAGAUUUGUGAUCCUUUUCUCGGAUAUUUGGCUGCGAUCGCAGCCACAAUUCAGCUGGAGCAUACUAGCAGCAAAAACCCGCAAAUUGCUCUUCUGCUCAAUAAAGAAUUUCGAAUCCUUGUUGACUUCAUGACGGAGCUGUCGGUGUAUUGGGGAAAUAUGGGCGUGCUGGUUAACAAAGUGAAUGACCUGGCCGCUCGUCAUCAAAAUUAUGGAUCACUAUAUUAUAAUCAAGAAGGUUUCUCGGGCGCUUUAUCCAAAAUGCCAACCCCCUCGACUAUGCCCCGAAUGUCGGCAGAAGAUGAGGGUCUUAUGUGGGAAAUCCUCGAUUUUGGCUGUUCAUCAGGGGGAGACGAGGCGAUGAAGUUCGGGGAUCUGGCUAUCCCUCAAGAAAGCAGAGUGCAAACAAAUGAAGGCCAUGUUGCACAAACCGGAACCUCCUCAAGAACAGGUCAGAUGAACAACUAUAACCAGAGAGGGGGAAUUCCCGCAGACCUUGAAAAUUUUGACCAAGUAUCCGAAUCCAUCAACGAAGGCCCUUUACCUGAGUGGCCAUUUCAAACGAGGGGCGGUGAUGGGAUUGAGGCAGCAAUGCCUGACAUUCCGGAUUGGAUGAUCUUGGGAGAUUAUAUGGCAGAGCAUCUGUGA